UGCGCUCGCUCACUCGGCGACCAAUCGAUCACUCGGCGCUCGGCCGCGGGCCCUGCGGCGUCGCAGUCGCAAUCGCAAUGGCGGCGCUCAGCACGGGGCAGCGGUUGCUGUUGGAGCGGGGGGUGCAGGCGGUGCUGAGAGGCUGGGCCGCGCUGCAGCUGGCCGUGGAUCAGGGCUUCGGGGGCCCGCACAGCUCCGAGAAGGCCGCGUGGUUGGAGGGAGCGGUGCUGGAGUUCCUGAGCCAGAACCCUGAACUGGCCGAGGAUGAGGUGGAAGAUUUCCUGGCCGAGGUCAUGGACAAUGAGUUUGACACAGCCGUGGAGGAUGGCAGCUUGCGGCAGAGCACCGGGACCAGCAGUGACGAGGAGGAAGAGGUAAUGGAGUGCGGGACCCCCCCGGCCCCCUGCGAUGCUUGGACCCUGGUGCGAAGGAGAGGCCAUUAAGUGGGGGGGGUGGGAAUAAAGAGCCCCUUGUUGGGGGAUGCAAGGA
This is a messenger RNA of Melopsittacus undulatus (budgerigar), 489 nucleotides long. It is a transcript of the gene TSR2, whose product is annotated as TSR2 ribosome maturation factor. The transcript is spliced from 5 exons. Lineage: Eukaryota; Metazoa; Chordata; Aves; Psittaciformes; Psittaculidae. The record is from RefSeq and is a predicted model, not a curated record. Bases 78 to 443 code for a protein of 121 amino acids. Gene Ontology annotation, cellular component: nucleus. Gene Ontology annotation, biological process: maturation of SSU-rRNA from tricistronic rRNA transcript (SSU-rRNA, 5.8S rRNA, LSU-rRNA).